UGCGCAUGCCGUGCCCGGAUGUUCGGUUGGCGUGAGAGGCUGGUGGGGGCUCCCCGCUGGGGCUGGCUGAGGAGGAAAGUCCGAGGGGCUUGAAAAGCGUCGUCGCUGUUCGUAAAAGCUUCCCAGCGGCGUAGAAAUCUUUAAGAAGAACUGUCCAGCUCCCCGAACCAAAUGAACGCUGCGGUGAUUAAUCCUAAACCCGCGGAAGCAACUUGGGGCUCGGUGGGGCUGACUUCCGAAGAAGCCCCGAGAAGGGGUAGCAGUUGAACUUCAUCUACAUCAGAACUUAAAGAUCUAGCUACGAUUUUGAAGAUAGUUGGUUUAAAAAAAACCCUGAAAACUAAAAUAUGGAUAGACUUCUGCGACUUGGAGGAGGCAUGCCUGGUCUGGGACAGGGUCCUCCUACUGAUGCUCCUGCAGUUGACACAGCUGAACAAGUUUACAUCUCUUCCCUUGCGCUUUUGAAGAUGUUGAAACAUGGUCGUGCUGGUGUUCCUAUGGAAGUUAUGGGGCUGAUGCUUGGAGAAUUUGUUGAUGACUAUACUGUCAGAGUGAUUGAUGUAUUUGCUAUGCCACAGUCAGGAACGGGAGUCAGUGUGGAGGCUGUUGAUCCUGUAUUUCAAGCCAAAAUGUUGGAUAUGCUAAAGCAGACAGGAAGACCUGAGAUGGUUGUUGGCUGGUAUCACAGUCACCCUGGCUUUGGCUGUUGGUUGUCUGGUGUGGAUAUCAAUACUCAACAGAGUUUUGAAGCCCUGUCAGAAAGAGCUGUUGCUGUAGUAGUCGAUCCCAUUCAGAGUGUAAAAGGAAAGGUUGUUAUCGAUGCCUUCAGAUUGAUCAAUGCUAAUAUGAUGGUCUUGGGACAUGAACCAAGACAAACAACUUCAAAUCUGGGUCACUUAAACAAGCCAUCUAUUCAGGCUUUAAUUCAUGGACUGAACAGACAUUACUACUCCAUUACUAUUAAUUACAGGAAGAAUGAACUAGAACAGAAGAUGUUGCUCAAUUUACAUAAGAAGAGUUGGAUGGAAGGCUUAACCCUUCAGGACUACAGUGAACACUGCAAGCUCAAUGAAACAGUCGUGAAGGAAAUGCUGGAAUUAGCAAAGAACUAUAACAAGGCUGUGGAAGAAGAAGAUAAGAUGACACCUGAACAGCUGGCAAUAAAAAAUGUUGGCAAGCAGGAUCCCAAACGUCAUUUAGAAGAACACGUGGAUGUGCUGAUGACUUGCAAUAUUGUCCAGUGUUUAGCAGCUAUGUUGGAUACUGUUGUAUUUAAAUAAUGACUUGCUCACAGAUGCUGUUUCCUGUUUAUCAUCAUCCAUUGUUUCAAGUUUUAAGACUAAGAUAUAUUUGGAUGUCAGAGGCAUCUAGCAUCAUUUGAAAUUUGAGAGCAGCACUCUUAUACCUUUUCAUCUCUGUUGAGCAAUUACUUGGGGUACCUUUUUUUUAUGUCGGGGUCUGUACAGAUCCCAGGCCAAUUCAAUACCUGAGUGCGGGGGGUGGGGGAGGAUGUUCAUUUACAUUUUAAUAUUUUGAGGAAAUUGGCAGUACAUAUAUAUUGACUAUUGCUAUGAAAUUUAAAAAAAAAAUCUGUAACCUGAUUGGUGCUCUGUGGUUUUGUUCAUAGAUUGGGAAGGUAUGUAUGUGUGAUUGACAAUACUGAUCAGACACCAAUGAGCAAAGAACUUCACAAUGAAAUUGAACUUCACAGCUUCACAAAUGAAGUUGGUGACCUGUGGCAUGGAUGUGAUUUUUGCAGAGAUCUGUUCAGGUUAUGGGAAGCAAACUUGGCAUUCUUGAAUACCAACAGUAUCAUUUGGUGUGGGUCAUGGCUGAGCCCCAGAACCUUUAACAGCUGAGCCCAACCUUGAAACAUUGGAAGUAAUGCUAGAAUGCCUUUUGAGUAUGUGCAAAGCACAUAUUGACACUAGAUUUGUUUCUAUCUCUCUGGGACUGGGACUUUUCAAGACAGAGGGAUGGGUUUCCAAGUAGGCUUGAUCCCUGGUGCCUGUAUAUCUGUUCUUUAGCCAUAGAUUAGGACUCCUCACCAUAACAAAAAUGACUACAUGAAUACAUUCAAGAUGAGUUGAGUGCAGUGGGUUAGGUCCAGAGGUGCCCUCCAGGAGAGAAAAGGCACUUCCACUUGUUCCACUUGCAUAAGGGGACAGAAAGGCCUUCCUACAAGUGGGACACCGCUCACAGUUCUCUUGAUCCAACUUGGAGAAUACUGGAAUCCAUUGGGGCUUCGUAUUACCUUCUGAUGAACAGUCUCUUCUAUGCAACAGUCAAAAAUAUGGAUAGUUGAAAGUGAUAAUUGAAGUUAUUUUGAUAUGGGAAUGCAAUUAUGGAUAAUAAUUCUAGACCAACGGUUCCCAACCUUUUCCUUUAUGUGGACCACUACAUUUUCAUCAGAAGCUUUUGUGGACCACCACAUAAGCAAGCUAUUUUAAACAUUUUUAACAUAACCUAUGGCUGACAGGAGUCGAACAUAUCUCAAGGGGUAUUAAAAAGGCGACUUUCUAAUAAUUCAGUAUGUUCUCUCUCAAGCAUAUUGCACUCAUCACAGUACAUGUGCCUGCGAUAGGCCUACCAGUGGGGGGGAAAGAUAACACCCUAUUGUUAUACUACCUUCCCCCUCCAUGGACCACCUGCAGUACCCUCAUGGACUACAGGUUGGGAACCAGUGUUCUAAACAAUGCAAUUACUUGCAACACAUUUAUGUCUGAAGAAAGAAGCAUUACAAACCAUUAAAAGUUGUGGUGUUGAGCAACUGA
Molecule: messenger RNA, 2774 nt
Organism: Hemicordylus capensis (graceful crag lizard)
Lineage: Eukaryota; Metazoa; Chordata; Lepidosauria; Squamata; Cordylidae
Gene: PSMD14
Product: proteasome 26S subunit, non-ATPase 14
Exons: 12
Coding region: 348-1280 (310 amino acids)
Biological process (GO): proteasome-mediated ubiquitin-dependent protein catabolic process; protein deubiquitination
Cellular component (GO): proteasome regulatory particle, lid subcomplex
Molecular function (GO): metallopeptidase activity; proteasome binding; protein binding
Source: RefSeq, a predicted model, not a curated record